AUGACGAUGGUGGACGACGUUGACGACGGGUUGGAGGCACCAGUCUCAAUGGUUGUGUGUCGCAGUGUCGUUCCGCCUGAUGAUUCCAUAUACAGCUUUGCUGUUGAGAAUGCUUCACAAUCUUCGCUGAACUCUGUCACGACUUUGGCUUCACCUAUGACAAGCCGAUCUCAGGUUAAUUUGGCGGACUACGCCCACGUAAAUCUGUCGACUCGCCGCCUACCUCGUCCUCGCUCCCGACCUUCGUCCACUCUGCAACUUCCAACUGACCAAAUUUCUCUACAUCCAUAUUCCUACUCUGAUACUUCGCGGUCGUCUCAGAAUGUCCGCCAUUCGAUGCCUAACUUGGGCAAUUAUACACACGAGAACCCAUUCUCUCACCAACCCUCUCGUCUUCGACCCACUUCCGUGAUUGUGACACCGCCAUGUCCCAGUGUCAAUAGCGAAACAUCGACAGGCAUAGCACAACCUCUUCCUCCCGUUGUACCACACGAUGGUCCUGAUGUCGCCAUCCCCGGCGACGUCACUACAUUAAUGACUGCGUAUCCUGUAUUCUGGCCAAUAGCGCCAGAACAAGUGGAAAGAUAUGAAAGAGAGUUUGUGGAACGGAAAGACACAGAUUACUGGAUCAGUCCUUUGACAACUUCAUUUGAACCCGACCCGGUUCCUAAUGAGUGGGCUACGUAUGUACAUCCUGAGGGUGCCCGCUACUUUGUUCGCGAGAGGAAGGUGUCCCCAUGCACUGGUAACUAUCAUGACGCCAUGAUAUACUCCGGAUGUUUGCUACCGAAGAUAUUCACGGAUAUUAACCUCUACGAUUCGGACAAGUUGGAACUCAUUACGAAGUUUAUGGUCGAUAUGGAGGACUACAUUCGGGCAAAAGGCAUCAAUAUAUAUCCCAAUGUCGAUCUUGUGUUCGACCUUAGACGAGACCCAGACAACGGCGAUAUUUGUUGCGCUUAUUACUUCGCAAGCCAUGAUGAUCGGUCUAUCUUUUGGCUGGACGACUUCAAUGCCACCUAUUUUAAUAGAUGGGAUGGCGUCAAAGGUGUAACUGCUACAUCACAAGUUGGGUAUGAAGUUGAGUCGCAAUACUGGUAUCAUUGCCAACAGUUCCCUACGUGCCGGGAAAUGGACGUGUAUACAAUUAACGAACUGAGAGAUAUCUUGAUUCAUUGCAUUGGAGACUUGAUGUCUUCAGACACGGCUAACUGCCCUUACGGCGUUACCGAUCUACAACAAAUGCUUUCCCUCACGAAUAGCAUCAAGGAAACUGCCCUUUCCGGAGAUUCUCAAAGUCCAAGCUCAGUGUCCAGUAUAAGUCGUUUCAUGUACAUCUUUGUCCAACAGCGAUUUUUCAACUUCCACGGACAGCCUGCUGCCCGGCUUGAGUCUGACAAGUCUGUUUACGGUAUCAAACCGAAACGCACACCACUUGUCAUCUUGCUAUCGCCACUCUUAUUUUAUGCGCCCGAUAUUCAUCUCGCUUCCCUAAACAGGAUCUGGGGUGAUGGGCUAGUCUGUAAAACAACAUGGGCUGCCUUCAUUGACAAACUCAAUAAUGAAUGGCAUGACCUGAUCAUCAAUUCUACUGUUUUGCUCAACGCCAACGUCGCCUUUCUUGCCAUUCAGAGUGUCGAUGACUCUAGUGAUAAGCGGGACGAUCCCCGGCGCAGAUAUCAAAACCGUAACAAGGCGAGUGACUCCUCUACGGAAGCAUGGCAAUUCCUUCAUUCACAAAGGGGAACUUACACUGGUCAUGAGACACUAGCUAUUAUGUAUAGUUUACCGUAUGCUCUACUCAUUAUGAUUACAUUCUUGUCGGCGUUCAGCCUUAUGUGCUUCACGGCUUCUGACGUUGCCGUACGAAUGCUCGUGGGUAGCGCAUGGUUGGCGGUAACCGUUCUUAUCUUCUGGUGCAUCACGACAUCGUGGGAGGGCAAGCGAAGCGACUACCACUGGUACAGGCUACUUUCUUCGUUUGGAACCAAGGUUCGGGAAAGAUUACCCCGGGCGCCGUCUGUGCAUGUUGUGGAGAAAUUCAGCAGCCUCAAUUGGACGAAAACCAGGGGCUCUGUGGAUUCAGAGGAGACGGCUGUGGGUGUAUGA
This is a messenger RNA of Desarmillaria tabescens, 2109 nucleotides long. RefSeq lists its product as uncharacterized. Lineage: Eukaryota; Fungi; Basidiomycota; Agaricomycetes; Agaricales; Physalacriaceae. The record is from RefSeq and is a predicted model, not a curated record. The coding region runs from base 1 to 2109 and encodes 702 amino acids. The transcript has 12 exons.